Molecule: messenger RNA, 4508 nt
Organism: Manis javanica (Malayan pangolin)
Lineage: Eukaryota; Metazoa; Chordata; Mammalia; Pholidota; Manidae
Source: RefSeq, a predicted model, not a curated record
UUCACGGGUCGGAGCGACCUGGCGCCGUAGGACCUCGGGGGUGACCCAGGGAGCGGGGACAACGCCAGCGCCCCCACUCCUUCUGUGGGUAGUGGGCCGUGUGGACUGGCGACGGGAGGAACACGGGAUGGCAUAGGGCUGGGCUCUGGCUGCAGCGGACGGGCUCACCUGCCCAGGCCCCUUCUGGGCCGGGGCACUCUCCCCUCGCCCCGUCCCCGGUUUCCUGGCGACCUUGGGCCAGCCCCUGCCCUCGGUUCCAUCAUCCACUCUCCGGCCGGCCGUGGGCUAGCAAUUGGGCUUUUCCUGGGAAGCCGCCCUGAGAUCCUUGCCUGUUCCCGGGCCGGCACCUACUGACCAGCAGUUCUUGGGAGCGCCUGGUUUGUCCCGGUCUGCCUAGGGCCCCCUACAGCCACCCCAUUCCCUCUCAGCCCAGUGUGGGAUCCCAGUGUGGGAAGGACAUUGGCUCCUGCCUCCUUUCUCCCAGUUUCCCAAAGUCUUCUGGGGUUGUGGUGAGGGCCGAUAAGAUGCGUCUUGGCCUCAGCAGGGCAUUCUUGGCACAGCCCUUCCACCCACAGAGCCUCAGCAUCCCCCUUCAACCAGGGGUCUGAGGCGCUCCAGACUGAUCCGACAGGAGCUUGGAAAGGAGAUGGGACUGGGUGCUCCAAACCCAUGGAGAGCAGGUGGCCCAGUGGCUGCUGUUACAGAACAGGUGUAAUACCAAGUGGAGGGUGGAAGGUGGGCAGGGCUGCUGUGCCCCUCAUUCUGAGCAGUCCUGUUUCCAGGCAAGAGACUCGAUGGGUAAGGACUCCCCUGCUGUACUUGCCCCUGAUCAUCCCCAGCACCUCCCUUCCUCCUCCCUGAAUUUGGGGACUCCUGAACACCCCCAUACUGCCUUCAUCCUCAGGACCCCCAGUUCUGGGGUCCCACACUCUCUCUCACUCUAACCGCAGGGUUCCAGGGCCAGUGUUGGGUGUCAAGAGCAAGGCUGUCAAGACCUGUGUCCGCACAGCCACAGAACAGCCAGGGCCCGCCUGGGGAUUCCCAACCAUAGGUUUGGGCUGCCCGCUUUGCUGGGGUGCUUCCCUCAGGGCUGAGUCUGCCCACCAGCAUGUCUCCAGGCAGGACUCACCAGCUGGGCCCCACAGCAGGCACAUACAUGUACAGGCCACCCCCACCUGGAACACACCAGCCCCCACUUCUGCCAUGACGAUGACACAGCCAGGCACACCCUUCAGAUACACACUCACUCGCCAGGAGCUUGUGGGAGCCAGUACAGCCAUUCACACACCCAGACACCAUGUCGGCCCUAGAGGGGCCCACACCCACCUGUGCCCUGCUAGGCUGUCUGGGAAUGGCCACCCUUGGAGGCUCCGGCCUGACGGGCUGUCCGCCUGCAGUGUCCCUGGAAGGCUCCUGGGCCUGAGCGGAGCUCUGGGCCCCGGCAGGCAGGCCGGCCACUGCCAGUUUCUUGGGGCUCAACCUCGUACUCCCCAAACAGGAUUCCAGACCUCCCAUAGUGCAGCCAGAGUGGGUGUGGGAAAGUACUAGAUGGUUGUGCUGUGCCAGGGUCUGUGGCCCCUUCUCCUGAGUGGUCGUGGGGCGCCAAAGUGUCAACAUUUUCUAAGGGUCGCCUCUAACCUACACUGGCAGGUCUGGCUCCUCUGCCCGCCUCUGCCCACCUCUUCUUGCCUUACAAGCAAUACCUCCCGAGUUUACCUGCGCAGCCUUCUCAGCCUGGAGCACCUCCCCCUGCUCUUCCCGUGAUCUGCUGGACUCAGCUGCGCAGACCCUGACUCCCCCAUGACACCCUUUCUUUUCUGGCUUUGGGUUGUAAAUUCUCUUGAGAGCAGGGCCCAGGGUCUCAGAGUGUCCAGAGGCCCAGCAGGGGACCAGACCUGGAAGUGCAGCCAGAGGAUAUAUUUUGGGAGGAGUGAGGGAAGACCAGCAAUUUCCUCCUUGGGAACCAGGGCCACGUCCUUUGGUCUCAGGAAGCCCCAGGACCACACUGCUGGGUGGGCUUCCCCUAAAGAGAAGCUACUGCUCAGACUGGGGCUAGCCCAGUAACCCAGCUCUGGCCACCUGAGAACAUGGUGUGGCCGAGCCCCUCUGUACCCGGCCUGGUAGGAGCCCUCACUGGGGUGUGGGGAAAGGAAAACCAGUGAAGGGCAAGGUCUGGGUAAGGUCACAGAGCCUGGAGCCUAGCAGGGCUGGCCUGCCGGGGCAGGGUCUAGGAGGUGGGGACGCUGCCCUUGGAGCUCAUAUGUGGGCAGUGGGACUUGCCAGGGCCUUUAGAGGCCACCGUGUACCCCAGACCCUUGACUGGGAAGAGCAGAGAACAGGUGGGAAUCUGACCUAGUUGGGGAUACCGUUCUAGCCACUAAGCCCUGGUCAGGGUGGACCCAGGCCCCUCUGAUAGACACUCAUACCCAUGGGGAGGAGGCACGUGACCUUGGGCACCCUACCAUAAUCUUGGCACCUCUCUGGAAGAGUCUACCUCAGCGGGAGCGCACCCGUGUGGGGCUUCUUUGCACUGGAUCCUGUCUGUGUGGUGGGGACACCAACUGGCCAUGGUGAGCUAGAAAUUCCUGUAUGGAAUGAUGUGUGUUUUCAGUUGGUGCAAAAUAGAGACUCUUUAUUGUUUAGUAAGUGCAGGAGGGUAGGGGUCUCUUUCAAAAGAGGGUCCACAUGUAGGGGAAGCAAUCAGGGGGCCUUUUGUGAUGACAAGUGGGAGGUGGGUGCUGGUCUCACUGAGCCCAUGGGUGGGCAGAGGGCAAACUGAGGCUCAGUGUCCAGAGGUCUUGAGGACAUGGGAAGGGACAGGGGCUGCACUCACUGCCCACGCCCACCUUCUAGACCCUGUCCUUUGCUGGCUCUGGAGAGGAUUGGGCAGCAGCCCCUGGGGGUCCAGUCCCUGGAACUGGCCAGACCAGCUAUGCAGCCUUUGGCUGCUGGGGCCUUCCUGGAGGAGGUGACAGAGGAGAGCCCAGCCCAGCCAGAGAGUGAGCCCAAGGUGCUGGACCCCGAGGAGGACCUGCUGUGCAUAGCCAAGACCUUCUCCUACCUUCGGGAAUCUGGCUGGUAUUGGGGUUCCAUCACGGCCAGCGAAGCCCGGCAACACCUGCAGAAGAUGCCAGAGGGUACGUUCCUGGUACGCGACAGCACCCACCCCAGCUACCUGUUCACGCUGUCGGUCAAAACCACCCGUGGCCCCACCAAUGUGCGCAUCGAGUACGCCGACUCCAGCUUCCGCCUGGACUCUAACUGCCUGUCCAGGCCACGCAUCCUGGCUUUCCCUGACGUGGUCAGCCUCGUACAGCACUAUGUGGCCUCCUGCGCCGCUGACACCCGAAGUGACAGCCCUGAACCUGCGCCCAGCCCAGCCCUGCCGACCCCUAAGGAAGGUGCACCUGGAGCACCGGCACUGCCUGGCCCCAUGGCCGCUGUGCACCUGAAGCUGGUGCGGCCCUUCGUGCGCAGGAGCAGUGGCCGCAGCCUACAGCACCUGUGCCGACUCGCCAUCAACCGCCUGGUGGCCGACGUGGACUGUCUGCCACUGCCCCGGCGCAUGGCUGACUACCUCCGGCAGUACCCCUUCCAGCUCUGACCCGGCCGGGCCUCAGCCAGCCUUACCGUGGGGUGGCCCCGCCCAGCUGGACUCGGUUCCAUGAUCCCUCCUGCGGUCGCCCUACAGCCCAUGAGCAUCUGGCAUCUGGGCCAGGAAGAGUCAGGCCUGGGUGAGGGGUGGGGAGGUGCCACACAGCUCGGGGGCUCCACUAUGGGAGCUGUGUGUCAGGGGAGGGAGAUGGGCAGGACCCCGUCUCCCCCUGGGGCUGGGCCCAGGCUCCCCACCUGCCGCGGCCUUCUGGACUCUGCAGUUGGCCAGCCCUGGUUUCUCAGUCACAGGGUGGGGCAGGCCCCCUCCUUCUCACCGGCCUCUGUCUCCAGGAGGAUGGCGGCCAGAGGAACUGAACUUGACAGUGACAGUUCCCUGACGGCGGAGCAGGCAGGCUGGGUGACUGCAGUCCUACAUUAUUUAUUUAUUUAUUCUCCAUGGGUUGGUCUCUGCAUGAGCCUGCCCCGCCUCUCUGCGUCCUGCUUGCUCCGGAGACCCCAGCCUCACUGGUCUAUCUGGUGGGGGAGAGCCCCAAUCUGAGACGUGCUGCUGGACCCAAGGCAGUCCUGGAUGGCGUCGGGCGCCGACUCCCUCACCCGGGACUAUACCCAGUCUCUUCUGACCGCAGCCGUUUUGUGAAGGUGGGCGAACAGAGGCGAGGCGUCAGAGCUUCGCAGGGCGGAGCGUCCACACAGAGCUGGUCUCGCUGGGGCUCAGGCCUGGUGUGAGCGUGUGUGCUGGGCCAGCUUCCUGCCCAGGACGGGGCCUGCACAUGAGGGGGAGCAAGACACACAUCUGAGAAGAUUUUAUAAAAUUAUUAAGAUAACAAAACCCCAGUUUUUUUCUUCUACUGACUUCUCUAUAAUUACAAUAAAAUUGUACCUUUGUUUAUGGA